GAAAUACCAAAACAAACAUCCGAGAUCGAGAUGGGUUGGAUGCGAAAAACAAAGGAUAGGAAGCAUGAUGGGGAGGAUGGAGACCUUGUAGAGAUGGUACAUAUCGAAGAUGCUGCUGAUGGGAAUUCAGAGACUCUGGAUGUUAAGUUGUAUUCGAGAGAGAGGGUUCCCUUCCUGGAACCGAAAGUCGUCGCCAAACAUACUUCUGUCGAAGCGGGUAGCAUUUGUGAGUUCUGGUUCCAUAUGAAUUUUAAGCAUGGCCACUUAUUAGCGGUUUACAUUAAUUGUGGGAGCUUUUGCGAUUACCCAAGCAUUCUAGCCACCCAUAUUUUUUUCAAUGACUGUUUAAUGCUGACCGCCGCGCGCCCUUCCUAGGGAUCGUAAUCGACGGGAUAGUCUACGAUGUGACCACAUUUCCUACAGAGCAUCCAGGUGGGGCAGAGAUAAUCGAAUACUUUGGUGGUCAGGACUGCUCGUGGCAGGUAAAUCUUCACCCUCCAACUUCAACAGUCAUCUCCGGGAAUCAUGGUGCGUAGUCCGGUGCUGACAGCCUCCGUUAGUUCUGGAAGUUUCAUACCUAGAGCCACCUAGAGCAGUUCAAGGAUAAGCUGCGCAUAGGUCGGGCGGAAGGGUUAGAAAACAGGUGGCCCGAGCCAAAGAACUAUAUGGCUUGGGCAAAGGGGUAUACCUGGUGGUGA
This is a messenger RNA of Tuber aestivum (summer truffle), 698 nucleotides long. The record is from the annotation of a GenBank genome assembly. NCBI's taxonomy places the organism in Eukaryota, Fungi, Ascomycota, Pezizomycetes, Pezizales, Tuberaceae.